Molecule: messenger RNA, 2726 nt
Organism: Oryza sativa Japonica Group (Japanese rice)
Lineage: Eukaryota; Viridiplantae; Streptophyta; Magnoliopsida; Poales; Poaceae
Biological process (GO): peptidyl-lysine monomethylation
Molecular function (GO): protein binding; protein-lysine N-methyltransferase activity
Source: RefSeq, a predicted model, not a curated record
GAACCGGCAAAGGGGGGCCAGCGCGGUCUCCCGGUGAGGAGCCCCACGCUCCGUCAUAGUUAGUCCCUAUAUUAAUUUAGCACCAACCAGAGUAUUAAAGGUGGUCUUCAGCGGGUCCAAACAAAACGGGUGGGGCUAAUUGGCUAGCGUUUGCGGGCUGUGAGCCUGUGAAUGGGUCCCAACAACCUAGCAACCUAUUAGCCCCAAAUCUCCUACUCUCUCGCUACCUUUUAGUCUUCCCAUUGUGCCAAUAAAGAAAGUCUUCUUCUUAUGUUGAUUAUGAAAUAUGCCAAGAGUGACCUUUCGGCUUUGGCGGUAGAGUAGGAUCAGGACGUAUGGCGAUGGCAUCGACAAUGGCCUCUCUUUGGUGAACUCCCUCUGCUCUCCCUUUUGCGCGAGGUCCAAAUCCAAAUCAGCUUUGAUUCCUCGCCUUCUUCGUUGCCACCACCUGGCUUGUCGGAGCCAAAAGGCAUCAACGUGCCGCCGCAGCUCCGCCUGACCAGCCUUCUACCUAUCCCCUGUGCCGCCGCAGCUCCGCCCGACAAGUCUUCUACCCAUCCCUUUGUCCUUUUUCCUCUCCUUCGACCGGUCCACGUUAGAAAUUGUUGUAUAUGGCUAUCUAUUUAGAUUUGAUGGGGUAACUGUAAAAUUUCUAAUACAGUAACUGGGGCAGCAGAUUCACUAUCACCAUCACUACAUUAUUCCUUCUUCUAAAGGAGUAUAGAUACACAUGCUUCUUUUAAGAAAUUGUAGAACUCUCGAAGGAGUAUAGACAUACAUGCUUCUUUUAAACGAAGAAAUUAAGAAAUUAUAUAAGUCGAGAAAAAGAAGAACUGAUUUCUUUUAUGGUAUAAACCAAAACAUAGUAAAUACCCCGACAAAGAAAUUGAGGUGUGGCACAAUUUUACAACGAAAAUUUUUGAUUGGAGAAAUACGUGCUUCUGUUCUGUGCGUGGCCUAAUUGGCACACCUGAACGCUUGAUCUCGAGUUGGACGGCCGAAGAUUUCCAGUAAAAACAUGCCUUGAAUAGGUCAGGGCCAGCCAAACCCGGCCCAAACCUCACUUUAUCCGAGAGCCCGUCGUCUCUUCCAGGCUUCAAGCCAUCUCCACCCCCAACCAACCCCACUGCUCUGCUCUUCGCGCGCCUCCACCGCCGAACCCCAUGGCCGCCGCCGCCGCCGCGGGGGCGACGCCGGCGACGGCGAGGAAGGCCCUGCUCACAACAACCGCCACCCUCCUCUCCUCCUCGCUCGCGCGCAGCCGGCGCAGCCUCUCCUGCUCCGCGGCCGCUGCCUCCGCCGCCCCGCGCAUCGCGCCUCAGCCGCCGGACCUGCUCCGAUGGGUGCAGCGGGAGGGAGGGUUCGUGCACCCCGCCCUCCGCGUGGUCGACCAUCCUGAGCACGGCCUCGGGGUCUCCGCCGCCGCGGCCGAGGGAGACAUUCCCCCUGGCGACGUCCUCAUCGCGCUACCCGGCCGCCUCCCUCUACGACUCCGCCGCCCCGCCGGCGCUGCGGACGCGGUCCUCGUGCAGCUAGCGGACCAAGUACCUGAGGAACUAUGGGCUAUGCGACUGGGCUUGAGGCUGCUUCAAGAAAGGGCAAAAUCUGAUUCUUUCUGGUGGCCAUAUAUCGCAAAUCUGCCAGAGACUUUUACUGUACCGAUAUUUUUUCCAGGGGAAGACAUAAAAAACUUGCAGUAUGCCCCUCUUCUCCACCAGGUGAAUAAAAGGUGUCGCUUCCUUCUCGAGUUUGAAAAAGAAGUGAAACAUAAGCUUGGUACAGUGCCCUUGGAAGAUCAUCCUUUUUGUGGACAAGAUGUAAACUCAUCUUCCCUUGGAUGGGCUAUGUCAGCAGCAUCUACUCGGGCAUUCCGUUUGCAUGGUGAAAUCCCAAUGCUGUUGCCUCUUAUUGAUAUGUGUAACCAUAGUUUUAACCCAAAUGCUAGGAUUGUCCAGGAAGGAAAUGUGGAUAGCCCUGAUAUGUCAGUUAAGGUUGUUGCUGAGACAAAAAUUGAUCAAAAUGCUGCGGUAACACUGAACUAUGGUUGCUACCCUAAUGAUUUCUUCCUUCUUGAUUAUGGAUUUGUAAUAACAUCAAAUUCGUAUGAUCAAGUGGAACUGAGCUAUGAUGGAACUCUCCUAGAUGCUGCUAGCAUGGCAGCAGGAGUUUCUUCGCCUAACUUUUCAGCUCCAGCCAAGUGGCAACAGGAUAUCUUGUCACAGCUAAAUCUGUAUGGAGAGGGUGCUAUUCUAAAGGUCAGCAUAGGAGGUCCAGAAAUAGUAGAUGGGCGCUUAUUGGCUGCUUUAAGGGUUAUUAUUGCAGCUGAUCCGGACGCUGUGAGUGGCCAUGACCUCAAGACUUUGAUGUCUCUUAAGGAGAAAGCUCCAUUAGGCCCAGCUGUUGAAGCUUCAGCACUCCGAACUGUCCUUGCACUUUGCACCUUUGCUCUACAACACUUCCACACGAAGAUAAUGGAAGACGAGGCCAUACUAAAAGGAGAACCACCUCUUACUACUGAACUAGCCGUGCAGUUUAGAUUGCAGAAGAAGCUGCUUCUCCUGGAUGUGAUACAGAAUCUUAGUCGCAGAAUCAAGAUGCUAGCUCUAGACAAAUCCACCGUGUAGGAUUUUUCACGUUUUGGAAUUGCUUUCUCGGACAAUCAAUUACCCUAUUGUACUGAUUCUGGAGAUGACAAUAAAGCCCCAAAUUUUGUCCUGUUUUCUUCA